This is a messenger RNA of Elaeis guineensis (African oil palm), 1153 nucleotides long. Its product is annotated as large ribosomal subunit protein uL15c. The record is from RefSeq and is a predicted model, not a curated record. Gene Ontology annotation, molecular function: structural constituent of ribosome. Gene Ontology annotation, cellular component: cytosolic large ribosomal subunit; ribosome. Gene Ontology annotation, biological process: translation. Lineage: Eukaryota; Viridiplantae; Streptophyta; Magnoliopsida; Arecales; Arecaceae.
CGACUCCCUCGACUCGGUAGAGGAAGGCGUGGCGUAAGGAAGCGCUCCCAUUAUCCACUUUGCUAGUCGCCCCGGGUUCGUUCACUUUCCGGGCUCAAAUGGCCGCCAUUCUCUCCCUCUCGUCGCCCCCCACUCCCACUCCCCGGCUACUCCGCCUGCCUGCUUCACCGUUCAAGGGCAACACAAGCAGUAUCAGACCCACCACCUCUUCCCCCUUCCCAUCUCUAUCGGCAUCCAGGUCCCGAAGGGAAGCAGAGAGGCCCUCCUUCUCGCCCUCGACACCCAUAGUUAUUUGCCGAGCUGCUGCUGCUGCUGUUGCUCCUCCAACUGGUGAGCGCUUUCGGCUCAACAACCUGGCUCCCCAGCCCGGCUCGAGGAAGAGGAACAAGCGGAAGGGGCGGGGAAUCGCUGCCGGCCAGGGGAACAGCUGUGGGUUUGGUAUGAGAGGCCAGAAAUCGAGGUCCGGCCCCGGUGUCCGUAAGGGCUUCGAGGGUGGACAGAUGCCCCUCUAUCGUCGGAUUCCCAAGCUCCGUGGAAUUGCUGGAGGCAUGCAUGCAGGGUUACCAAAGUUUGUCCCUAUCAACUUAAAAGACAUUGAGGAUGCUGGAUUUCGAGAAGGUGAUGAAAUAUCACUGGAAUCUUUGAAAUCAAAGGGCUUGAUUAAACCAUCUGGCAGAGAGAGAAAACUGCCGCUAAAGAUUUUGGGAGACGGGGAUCUGUCUCUUAAGUUGAACAUAAAGGCACGGGCAUUUUCAAAAGCAGCAAGAGAGAAGCUUGAGGCUGCUGGCUGCACUCUCACUGUAUUGCCUGGCCGGAAGAAGUGGGUAAAACCAUCAGUUGCAAAGAAUCUUGCUCGAGCAGAGGAAUAUUUUGCCAAGAAAAGAGCAGCAGCAGCAGCAGCGAAUGGUGGUGCUGAUCCAGUUACCAUGUGAGCACGUCAUCUGUCCUUCCAAAUUCCUGUGCCAAAAGAAUGCCAUCUGAUCAGGAAUCCUUUUCAAAAUGUUUUGUGGCUGUCUUUUGUUUUUGCUAUUUUAUUUGAUUUCUAUUUAGCAGUAACUUGAUCUUUUGAUGUGUACAUUGUUUUGGGGUACAAAACUUGGAGUACGCACUCCAAAAAAGGAGAAAAUGAAGGAAAAGUUUAUCUUCCGAUGAA